AUGUCACAAUUCAACAGAUACAGCGAAUACCAGCAAGCCCUCCGCCAAGUUGAGUCGCUGAGUCUUCGACUACCCCUCAAGAAGCUCCCCCUAAGGCCGAAUCUACCACUCCCAAUAGAGGUGCGAUGCAUCGUCUGGCGCUUCCUGCUACUCCAUCAGCACGUUCGCAGGCCGCCAUAUGGCGAACUUCCCCUUUCUCAGCGAAACUGGGAGUCCGACUACUUUGAACGGCAAUUCAGCAAAGCGCACACCUUCAAAUUCCACACGUCAAUCCUUGGAGUAAACAAGCUGAUCCACAAGGAAUGCGUGGACGUCUUGAGGGAAAACCAGUUCGUCUGCAUCACGCAGCAGACGCCCUUCGACACCGGCAAGCGCCACGAUUGGCAUAUCCCCAUCGUUUCCGAGUCGCCCAGGCAUCUCUGGGGUUUGAAAUACUGGGCCAUGUCAAUCUCUAUCCGAGAGUCGGAUGGCAUGUAUCCCGAUUCAGAUCCCAGCCAGGGGUCAGAAUUCUGCGUGGUUGCGGACGACUUGCCCCUCGUUUGUGAUAUGAUGCAGCACGGCUUCUAUUCGUGUCCCUUCUCCUCGUCGGUGCUGGUCAGUACGGAAGACGUUGAGCACACGCCAGCCACGGUCUUGCGGAUCGAAGCAUUCAAGCAACAAAACGCCUACUUUGACACCGACAUUCUGAUCGCCGACUAUGCCAGCGUCGAGAAGAAUGAGCUGCGACGCUCGAAUUUGCUGCAGCCUCUGCUCAACAUGAAGCAUCCCGGACAGCGCGUGACUAUCCAUGGAGUGCCUAGUGGUUUCCUCGCAGCCGAAAAGUUCGCAGAGGAGAUCGAUGAGUUAAAAAGACUAAUGGGCCCGCAACCCGUCUGGCUCAACGCACUGGUCUGGGACGUGCUCACACCCGUGCGCAACUAUAUCGACCAAGGCAAUGCGUACGUCGCCAGCGGCGAACUCGAAUUGGCCGCUCAACAAUUCUGCCAUGCUCGCGAGCUGGGACCGCAAGAUCUGUUCAACUGGUGUCCUGAAUUCGCCUACAAUACGAAAGCAGGUCUUCCGCUCGUACUGCUGUGGUAUGAGACGAUGGAAGCCGCACUCACCGAAGCCGCUCUCCUCAUGAAACUCGGCGGCGACUCACCGGAGAAUCUCCCAGGCGUGGCGCAGUUCUUGGAUGCCUCGACAGAGUUCUACAAUGAGACUAUCCUGCCGACGGGAAUCCUACAAGACCUGGUCAAAUUUACCCAGACGGCUUCGCACAUCCCCGAGCCAGCGAUUAUCGCUCGCGCGGUAGUCUGCGAGACAAUCAUGAAACUCUUCGAAACCGACGACGUAGAUGAAGACUGGGUCGACGACUCCUAUGAGAUUUUCCGCGAACACAGACCUGUCCUCAGAGGAGAUCAGCAUUUCGAAAUGGAUGAUGAUUUCCAUCGGACUAAACGCCAUGCCCUCUGGGCUCUCGGAUUUCUAAUGGGAGCGGAUUACGAAGGCCACAUCAGUGCGUCUUGCUUGCCUGUUCCGCUUGCCGGUACGCUGAGGGGAGAGCAAUUCGAUGUGCCGCCUGAUACUUACGGUUUUGUGGAUUUGGGAUCGGAUGCACCGGCUGAGACGGAGGAGGCGGAUGCUGGUGGAUCGGAGGAGGAAGAUGGUGGAGAUGAGGGGGCGGCUUGA
This is a messenger RNA of Neohortaea acidophila, 1671 nucleotides long. RefSeq lists its product as uncharacterized. NCBI's taxonomy places the organism in Eukaryota, Fungi, Ascomycota, Dothideomycetes, Mycosphaerellales, Teratosphaeriaceae. Gene Ontology annotation, molecular function: protein binding. Bases 1 to 1671 code for a protein of 556 amino acids. The record is from RefSeq and is a predicted model, not a curated record. The transcript has 4 exons.